AUGGCUCCCGUAAAUAUUAGAAGGCAAGACGAGGCCCGAGCAAGCGAGCGUGCAUAUCCUUCCUCAUACCAUAGUGCUCAUCGGUUGAUUCGUCAAUGCUCUCAAAAUAGACAGCAUGAUCUCCAAAAGAUCGGUGCGCAAUUUGGAACGUCUUUGGACGUUUCCCGCCAGACACUUUCAGCGGAUCUUCCACCAUUUCCAGACCUCACAAGCUAUUGUUCAUAUCACUCUCAGCUACUGAGAUCUGAUUUGCAAGGCGAGGGUACUUCUGCAUUAUCACAAGGAAAGGAUGCAGCCACCUACCAACCAGAUGAUUAA
Messenger RNA from Botrytis fragariae, 318 nucleotides. RefSeq lists its product as uncharacterized. The record is from RefSeq and is a predicted model, not a curated record. Lineage: Eukaryota; Fungi; Ascomycota; Leotiomycetes; Helotiales; Sclerotiniaceae. The transcript is spliced from 2 exons. Bases 1 to 318 code for a protein of 105 amino acids.